AUGGCUUCAAUCGACCCUGAAUUUCCCUACUCUCUAACCAUCUCCCUCCCCCUCCCCAACCACCGCCUUGCCUCCUCCGCCCUCCGCGCCCUCCAAGUGGAUGCGGAAUUAUCACCGCUCGUCUGCCGCACCCUCAGACUCGCUAGGCCCGAUCCGUCACCACCACUUCCGGCGGCCCAACUACCCUCUACAGCAAAAGUAGACGGACCAGCUCUGGCUUCGGGCGAUGGCUCUGGCGAGGUGGGCAAUGGUAACGAGCCGUUUACCGUGCUCGAGACCCAAUAUAAAGCCACAACAAACCGGAUGCUAAGGGUGGCUGUCAAUGCGUUUAUGGAAAGCUUGGGGGUGGUCUUAGGGGUCAUGGAAGAGUUGGACGUGGAUGUACUGGCCACAGAAUCGAAGAAAUAA
Messenger RNA from Uncinocarpus reesii 1704, 408 nucleotides. RefSeq lists its product as uncharacterized. Gene Ontology annotation, cellular component: EKC/KEOPS complex. The transcript has 2 exons. The record is from RefSeq and is a predicted model, not a curated record. NCBI's taxonomy places the organism in Eukaryota, Fungi, Ascomycota, Eurotiomycetes, Onygenales, Onygenaceae. The coding region runs from base 1 to 408 and encodes 135 amino acids.